Molecule: messenger RNA, 943 nt
Organism: Tupaia belangeri chinensis (Chinese tree shrew)
Lineage: Eukaryota; Metazoa; Chordata; Mammalia; Scandentia; Tupaiidae
Gene: LENEP
Product: lens epithelial protein
Exons: 2
Coding region: 425-610 (61 amino acids)
Biological process (GO): multicellular organism development
Source: RefSeq, a predicted model, not a curated record
GGGCCGGACACUGCAGCUCCAAGCUGGCUGUGGUCACCCAAGAGGCCCAGGGCAGGGCAGAACAGGCUGGAAAGCUCACGGGCAAUUCUCAAUGUCAGUCUCACAGGCGCCACCAGGGGGCGGGGGCAGGAGUUGUGCCAACCACUGGAAAGUGGGCAACCAGGCAGAGCUGGAAGAAGGGACGCUGAGCUGGCCCAGCUAUGGAGGGUGAAGGAUGCAGGGGCCAGGCCCUCCCUACGGCGAGCCCCACCCCACCCCAUCCCUGUCCAUAGGGGCUGACUCAGCCCGUUCCAGGCCCAGAACCUUCCCUUUGCUAGACCUGGGGCCUUUGUCUCUGUGGUCAUGAGGCCUGAGGGGGUGGGGACAUUGUUGAUAAAAGGCAUGGAGGGCAGCUCCCACACCCUUCCUCAGAACUACUGCCCACAUGCAGCCCCGGACGCACCCCCUAGCCCAGACUCUGCCCUUCUCCCUCAGGGGGGCCCUGCGAGAUGCUGGGCUCCGGGUGCCUGUCAUUAAGAUGGGCACAGGGUGGGAGGGCCUGCAGCAGACCCUGAAGGAAGUCGCCUACAUCCUCCUCUGCUGCUGGUGUAUCAAGAAACUGCUGGAUUAAUGGCAGGGAACUGUCCCUCUUCCCCCUGGCACCGUAGCUGGCAUCGCUCAGCCUUCCCCCUUCUAGACCCUCGGGCCAGCUGUGCUUUACCCAGGAUGGGCCAUGAAACCACGAGUGAAGAAUCAAGUGUGGAUCCUGCUCUGAGCCGUGCCAUCUGGCAGACCUGCCCCAACUCUGGGCCUAGCUCCGAGGCGGACCUCGGCUGGACAGGAGCUGGGCCUGUGGCUAGGAGCUCACUACCGCUGCAGCAGGACCUGGCGCUCCAAGCUCGGCACAGUGAGCCACCAGCCCAGAGGGUUGAUCUUCCCAUGCCCUCUUAGUACCAGGAAUGGG